Molecule: messenger RNA, 1008 nt
Organism: Onychostoma macrolepis
Lineage: Eukaryota; Metazoa; Chordata; Actinopteri; Cypriniformes; Cyprinidae
Product: gastrula zinc finger protein XlCGF8.2DB-like
Exons: 4
Coding region: 1-1008 (335 amino acids)
Biological process (GO): regulation of transcription by RNA polymerase II
Molecular function (GO): RNA polymerase II cis-regulatory region sequence-specific DNA binding; DNA-binding transcription factor activity
Source: RefSeq, a predicted model, not a curated record
AUGAAAGUGAAAGAGGAAAGACAAGAUCUGAAUGAAGUGGAGGAGAAGCAUCAGGAUCAGAAAGAUGCUGAAGAACAAUCAGUUAAUUGCUCUAAAACUGAAAAGAGUUGCUCACAAAGCAACAUUCAAAUGACAGAAGUCAAAAGGCCUUUCACCUGCCCUGAAUGUGGAAACACUUUCAAACAUAAAAGAAGCCUUACGUACCACACGUUAGUUCAUGCUGGAAUAAAGCCUUUCAGUUGCUCUCAGUGUGGAAAGAGUUUUACACAGAAAAAACAACUCAAAGAUCAUGUGCUUGUUCACUCCUCAGAAAAGCCUUUCAGCUGCUCUCAGUGUGGAAACACUUUCACACGUAAAGCAAACCUUAAAAAUCACAUGAUAACUCAUAGUGGGAAAAAGCCUUUCAGCUGCUCUCAGUGUGGAAACACAUUCACGUGUAAAGGAAGCCUGAAGAAGCACAUGUUAAUUCAUGCUGGAAUAAAACCUUUCGUCUGCUCUCAGUGUGGAAAGAGUUUUAUACAGAAAGGACACCUUAAGAUUCAUUUGUGUGGAAGCACUUUCACACGUAAAGCAAGCCUUAACAAUCACAUGAUAAUUCAUAGUGGGAAGAAGCCUUUCAGCUGCUCUCAGUGUGGAAACACUUUCAAACGUAAAGGAUGCCUUAAGAAUCACAUGUUGAUUCACAAUGGAAUAAAGCCUUUUACCUGCUCUCUGUGUGGAAAGAGUUUUAUUCAGAAAGGACACCUUAAGGUUCAUAUGAUAACUCACUCUUCAGAAAAGCCUUUCAGCUGCCGUCAGUGUGGGAACACUUUCAAACGAGUUUCCCAUCUCAAUGGAAAGAGUCCAGAUCUCAUCACAGCCGGAUCCACAGACGACUUCUGGAGCUUUGAUUCAUGUGACACAUCUGAACCUGCCCUUCAGAGUCUGGAAGAAGAUGCAUCGUCCCGAACAGUGAGUCUGACUGCAGAAGAUCUGAGCUUGCACACAUACAGAUGGGUGGAGAGUUAA